GCGGCCAUACUGGCCAACCGGCCCGGGGGUCUGGGGCUGCCGUGACCUCGUGGGCAGGGCAGGCAGCAUGGACAGCCUCUUCGUGGAGGAGGUGGCUGCCUCCCUCGUGAGGGAGUUCCUCAGCAGAAAGGGCUUGAAGAGGACGAGCGUGACCAUGGACCAGGAGCGCCCGCGCACUGACCUCAGCAUCAACAGCCGGAACAACCUCCGCAAGGUUUUGCAUCUGGAGUUUCUCUACAAGGAGAACAAGGCAAAGGAAAAUCCUCUAAAGACAAACCUCGAACUCAUUACCAGAUAUUUUCUGGAUCACUUCGAAAACGCCGCUAACAAUUUCACUCAGGAAGCGCCGAUGCCUGCACUCUCCCUUCCAAAGAAGGGCAGCAAACCACCGCUGAGAUGCUCCGAGGCCACGCUGGUGAACAUAUACGACCUCGCAGGCGAGGAUGCGGCGUGGAGAACGUCCCUGUCGGAGGCGGGCAAAGCCAGGUGUCUUUCCUGUUUACACCGUGGACACGACAGUCACGACGGGGACGUGCUUGGCAACGUGGUGUCAUCCAAGAGGCCCCCACACAGAAGUAAGCCGGCGCAGGCCCUCCCGGCUGAAAGCCCUCCGGCCUCGGCCCCCGCGUGGGAGAAGGCGGACAGGCCCCCCCUGUCGUCAGAGCCGCCCCUGGACACGAAGCGGGCCGGGGAGAAGGCCAGGCCGAAGCCGGGCCUGAUUGUCCGGGGCAUGAUGGCCGGGCCCACCGCCAGCGCCCCGCAGGACUCGCUCCGCAAGCGCUCCCUGAGGCGGCCGCUGGUCUUGAGUGGCAUGGCUCAGCCCCACGAGGAGGAGGAGGGCUGCAGAGCCCCCGAGCUGUCCGCCCGCACCCUGACCUGUCCCGCCCCACAGGAGGGCCUGGCUUCCAGCACCGGCUCCACUGCCAGGAGCCCCCCGGGCCAGCUCAGCAAGCCCACCGCAGAAAAGCACAGGGGCACACCCAACAGCCCCCCUUGCCUGCCGAGCCAAGGGCUGCCACAGAGGGGGAGCGGCAGGGGCAGAGGUCUUUCGGGGGACAGCACCGCCAUGGACCACGGCCCAGAGGCCAGCAGGACGCCUUUGAAAUUCUCGUCGCCUGGUGGGAAUGCCAAGACGACCCAGGAGAGGCUGGAAAGAGCAUUCAAAAGGCAGGGGGACCCAUUCCUGCCUCUCAGGAAGACUCAGUUGCCAGUGUCCAGCAAGGCCGACGGGGAGCCGGGUGCCCUGCAGCUCGAGGAUGUGGAGGACGACGAGUCGGUGCGGGAAGAAGUCAUUCUCUGUCCGGCCCCGCCAGCGCCCAGGCUUCAAACAGUGUCAGAGCCCAUCGACCUCUCAGUGGCCAAGGACUUGAAGACUGUCCUGUUUGGGUCCAGCGUUUGCUGCUUCAGUGAAGAGUGGAAACUCCAGAGCUUUUCGUUCAGUGACGCAGCCCCGCUGAGAUACGGCAUCGUGCAGGUCAAGGGCGGUCCCUGCGGGGUCCUGGCGGCCGUCCAAGGCUGUGUCCUGCAGAAGCUCCUGUUCGAAGGAGACAGCAGAGGUGACUGCGCUCGGCAGCUGCAGCCUUCAAAUGCCCACAGGACCCACUGCCUGGCCCUGGCCAUCGCGGACAUUUUGUGGCGGGCCGGGGGCCACGAGAGAGCCGUGGUCACACUGCCUUCAGGGAUGCAGCAGUUCAUUCCGACGGGGAAAUACAAAGCAGACGGAGUCCUAGAAACACUCAUGCUCCACACUGUGACCUGCUAUGAGGAGCUGGCGGCUUUCCUGCAACAGAGCAUCCAUCAGUUCGAAGCCGGCCCCUUCGGAUGCAUCCUGCUCACCCUGUCGGCCAUCCUGUCCCGGUCCACGGAGCUCAUCCGCCAGGACUUCGACGUCCCCACCAACCACCUGAUCGGAGCACACAGCUACUGUACCCAGGAGCUGGUCAACCUGCUGCUGACCGGGAGAGCCGUGUCCAACGUUUUCAACGACGUGGUGGAGCUGGACGCCGGGGAUGGGAACGUCACGCUGCUCAAAGGCAUCGCCGCCCGCAGCGACGUCGGCUUCCUGUCUCUCUUUGAGCACUACGACGUGUGCCAGGUCGGCUGCUUCCUGAAGACCCCCCGGUUCCCCAUCUGGGUGGUGUGCAGCGAGAGCCACUUCAGCGUCCUCUUCAGCCUGCAGCCGGAGCUCCUGCGAGACUGGCGGACUGAGAGGCUCUUCGACCUGUACUACUACGAUGGCCUGGCCAACCAGCAGGAGCAGAUCCGGCUGACCAUCGACACUACCCAGACUGUCCCUGAGAACAGAGACAGCAACCUUGACCUCAUCCCGCCCCUGGAGCUCUGCAUCAGGACCAAGUGGAAGGGGGCGUCCGUGAACUGGAAUGGCUCGGACCCCAUCCUGUGAGCCUGCGUCCGGGUGGCUGUGUCCUAUGGCUCCACCGCCCACCGCAGGGCUGACAGCUGGGCCCCAGGCCUCAGGGACGAGUCUGUCGGAAGGGCGUCACCCCCACCUGGGCCAGCACUGCCGCAGAAGCAUCCGGAGCCGCCCUGCCCCUUCCAGGAAGGGCCCGCCCAGGACCUCGAUGAGGGCCCGGGUGCUGCCACCGUGCGGCCCCCUCCCAGCCGAGCUGUGACUGCCGGGGACAGGAGGGCGGCUGGCUCCUGGGGCCGCUGCUGCCUUUCACCCGUGUCCCCCCACCCCGCUCCCUGCCGGGCUGCUCCCUUGCCCAGCCUCUGGCACGGCAGGUGCGGGACCCUCGGCCCUUCCAUUCCCGGGAGCCGGCUUUCUAUAAAAAACAGGAGACAA
Molecule: messenger RNA, 2806 nt
Organism: Phyllostomus hastatus (greater spear-nosed bat)
Lineage: Eukaryota; Metazoa; Chordata; Mammalia; Chiroptera; Phyllostomidae
Gene: MINDY4
Product: MINDY lysine 48 deubiquitinase 4
Exons: 18
Coding region: 68-2404 (778 amino acids)
Biological process (GO): protein K48-linked deubiquitination
Molecular function (GO): cysteine-type deubiquitinase activity; K48-linked deubiquitinase activity
Source: RefSeq, a predicted model, not a curated record